AUGAAUUAUUUAGAGGGAAGAGCCACAAGGAGCUUGGAGCGGCAGAGAAGCAGAACUACGUUCUCCCAAGAAUCAACUGCAGUUGUGAAGAGUGGAUAUUUGUGGAAGAUUUCUCAUCACCCUGGGAGAACUUCAUCUCGAAGCAGAUACUUUGUCCUAACCAAGAGCUCCCUGGAUCAUUUCAGAAACCAUAACAGGGUAAAAGAACAACACAUGAUAUAAUGUAUUCUAUAAGCUUAACUUCACAAAUGUUCUCGUGCAUUUUCAUGGAUUUUUCGGAAAGAUUCACGCAUAAGCCCAUUCUGUUCAAGAACAAAGCUUUAGUCGCAAAGACAUUCUGCUUUUUUUUUUUACUCUUGUUUUCUUUUAUUAAGAAAUUGUAUGUGUAAUGAUGUAUGGCGCUCUAUGGAAAUCUUGCAAAAUUUCCACUUGCGUUGCACAAUAACUUGAGUAAAACGUAAACAACACGAAGCUCCCCAGAUAUAAUCAACUCAAAUAAGUGCUUGAUCUUGUUCGGAAAUGAUCUUGAUAAAGAUCAGAUCAUUUUAUAGUUAAAAAUAAUAAUUAUAAUAGGGAGGAAACGAAAUUCAGGGAGUUGGGAGAGAUAGAUUAAAGCCAAUUCUGCAAAAUUAUAUUAACUUUGGAAGAGGAUGAAUUUGACAUACUAACAUAAGUAUGCAUAUUCUCCAUACUAUUCUUAAUACAUUUCCCAAGUUGCUGAAAAAGAUAAUUUGUGUGACAAUCAAGAACUUGUCUUGGUGAUCAUUUCCAUUAUCCUUGUGACUGUAAAGUGUGAUUUUUUGGUUGAUCUUGUAGGGAGAAAUUAGAUGCCAAUCACUCUUAGGGGUCAAAGGGUUGAAAAGAGGGAGAAAUCUUUCUUUUUCAUCUUACUUUACUUUAAAUUCAGGAAAAAAGUGUCAGGUUUACCUUGGCUUUUUGACAAUGCUCUAAACAACUCCUGAAUAUUGAUAAUCAAAUGAUGAUCCUUUCUUAUUAGGAAAAACUCAAGGGAAGUCUUCCAUUGGCUGCCAUAGAUGCUGUGGAGAAGCUGCGAGAAAUUAACAACUCCUUAAAGAUCACUGGCCCCUUUAAACAUCCACUGAUUUUACAAGCAUCUGGAAGAGAGGAAUGUCAGGAAUGGAUAAAGGCCAUUGAGAAUGGUAAAACAACACUUAAAAAUAUAGCAGAUUUCAUUUGGCCUUGCUAGUGAAAUGUUGCAUUUCCCAUCAUGUGACCCACCCAGUUUUUUUGGAAGAAAAAAUGUCAGGUUCUAUUUUGUUGAUCAACAUUUUGAUUUUGACGAUAAUUUGCAUCCUAGAUUUUAGGGGAAAAAAUGAAAUUAAGACUUGAUGUUGUAUGGAUAUUGUUUAUAUCUGAUUUUCUAGUUUGCUUAUUAUAUUGGAUAAGUCUGAGUUGGAAAGACAGUAGUCCAUUUUACAGUUGCGUUCUUGGUUGCUAAGCCUUUGAAUGGGAGUGAGGCUAGAGUUAACCUUAUUAUGAUACAAAUGUUGCUGCUUUUAUAAUGUAAUCCACUUUGUUAUCAUACCAACUACAUACUGGUCUCUAUCAAAACAAGGUCACCUUCAGCCUUACUCCAAAUAAAAGGCUUGGCAACUAAGUACACAACUGUGAAGUGGCCUAUCAGGGAGUUGAGAUGUAUUUGUAACCAAGCCAUCUUACCUUUUACUAACCCAGGCUUCCUUUGUCAAUUUUGUCAUUUUCUCUUUUGUUCAUUUCUUUCCCUGAUGAACCAAAGGAGCUAGAAGGCAAUCAUGUCAUCGUAAAAAUGUUAUGUAUUAAAUUACAAAUCAUAGAGUUAUACUUAUGAAAAUGACACAUAACUUUUCAUUUUAAUAUUAUGGCAAUUUGAUAUUAUUUGUAUUUAGGAAUUCAGCAGUGGUGUUUAGAUUCUGAUGCAAACUCAUCUUUGCAUAAGGAAGAUGAAAUAGAUAGCUUACAAUGUUCUUUGAAUGCUGCACCAAAGAUGAAGGUAUCCUGGAUGUCUGUCUGUACUGAUUAGUGCUGAAGUGAAGUUUAUUAAAGUACACUCCAUAUAAAAACCAUUAUUUCUGAUAGUUGUAUUGCAACCUAAAUACAUUGUCAUCUGAAUAACUGUAAAAAUAUGUGAAUGAGUGGUUUGUCUGCAAUGUUUCAUAAGCCAGCAAGCCAAUUGCAUUAAAUGAAUUUAUAUUUCCAUACCAAGUGAAGCACCUUUGAUUUAGGGCUAAACAGCAAUGUGUAAUUCUCAGGAAAACUAUAUUACUUCAUGCCCAGGGUUCAGUUGUUCCAAGGGCAGAUAACACAUAAAUCACUGUCCAGUGGAUAAGUGUUCAUGAAAGGUAUUGCAUUAUCCAUGGGAUGGAGGUUUAUCCAGUUGAUAGUGUUAUCCACCCUUUGAACUACUGGGCACAGGAUGCUUUGUAUCCAAUAUAAGAAACAUUAACUGAUAAGAAACCUUAACUGAUCACACAAUCCAACUCUAUUUUAGCUCAAAAAUGUACCUUUGGUUACCAGUUACUCCAUCUGCAUGCUACAUUCUAGGGUUAAUAUCAAGCAGCUAAAAAUCUGCAUGCUUUUACAUUCUAUAAGGAGAUCAUAUAAUCUCCAAAAUUUUUGUGGUGAUACUGAUAGAAAGUCAUCAAAAAGUCAUUUGAAUCAAUAUUUAUAAUUGCUGAUACAUAUUUCUUGAUUUUGUUUUUGUAGAUGCUCUAUCCUUCUUUGUUUUGCCCUGUUGGUGAUGGAGUUUUGAUUUCAGGUGAAUAAUUUUGUUUUGUGUUUGCUGAUGAUAACAUAGACCAGCAUACAGUGACUUAUAUCGUUAGACCUCAUAAUAACAUAAUGUUUGUUUUUGCAGUACGUACUAACACAAGUAUUCACCUCAAUGUUGGUGAAAGUUGUGGAUAUUUAUUAAACCAUGAAACAUCAGUGAAAGUAAAUAUCCACCAUUCUUCACCUCCUUUGGUGAUUAAUUGAUAAAUACUGUACAUUAUAAGUAAAUUUAUCAUAAAGACAAGAUAUCAUGUUUAUUGACUUUAUAGAUCCAUCCACUGACAUCAUAUAUGGUUACUCAAUCCUAACAUGCAUUUUUUAAAUUAUUGUCCAGCUGCCAGUGAGCUUCAUCAGGAGUUUCCAAUGAUAAAGUAUGCACGUAUUGGGAGGUCAAUUCCACAUGAAAGAGUAUUUAAGCUUGACAAAGACAACUUGGUAAGAGGGAAGAUAUUUUGAGCUUAGGAGAUAAAAUUAUAUUUAUUAACUGAGUAUAUGAGCAAAAAUUGUUUUACUUGUAGGUCGUAGAAUUAUUUUUAUCUGUCAUAUUCUAUUUUACAGCAUAUCAUGUGGAAGAAAAGGGGAAAAGGUCAUAGCUUUUCUUUUACCAACACUUGUGAGUUUGCAUCUUAAUUGUAUUUCUAUGUAUUUUCCUAGCUGUUUGAUUGAGGUUAAUCAACCCUCUCAUACCCCUUCAUUAGUAUUCACAUUCUCCUUACUGAUCUUUCUAUAUUUCAUAUAGUACAGACAAGGAGAAUUUGUUUGACCAUCAGAGCUGUUUUAAUUGGUGAUAAUUUCUGUUAUUCUUAUACAGGGCGUGAAAUUGCGCCUAAUACAGGCACCAAUGCGACUAAAUUUUUCACUUUGGCGACCAAAUCCUGAAAGUUAGUCGCCAAAUUGGCGACUAGAACGUUUCAUCAUAACCUUACCAAGAGAUAUAGUGAAUUAAAAAGAUUUGCAAAGAUAAAUCCGCGGCAAACUUCCUCGUUAAGUUUGUUUCCAAAACGUAGCACAUGCAUCUCGAUUGAUAACUAGACGCCAUCUUGGAUUUAGAUGAGCCUGAAAGUUGUAUAUCAUCCAUCCUAGUGUCCACUUUGUAGCACGUUAAGGAUCUUUUCCCUAACUUAAUUUUGGAGGGUCUCUCUAGAAUGCUGACAGCGUAAAGAAAGAUUUUGUUUGUCUUUGAAAAUGGCAACCAACUUUUUUUGAAUUGGCUACCACUUUGAAGAAUUUAGGAGCCAAGUGGCUAUCAGAAAAAAUAAUUAAUUUCACGCCCUGUUAUAACCUUUACAUUUGAUUCAAGGGACUGGUGUGAGAAGAAAUAAGAAGUCAGUCACUUAUAGGGUUUAAGGGGUCAACAAAACGUUUUCUGUGCUUAAUGCUUUAUGUGGAUGAUGUAUUUUGUUUUGUUUCAUCAGUGUGUUUAGACAGGGUUAUUGAGGUACGCUGUGGCCAACAAACCAAAAACUUUGUCAAGUUUCCUUACAAUGAAGUUGAGGAGCAGUCUUUCUCACUCAUGUUUGAGAAACAACAAGGUAUUAAUUUUUUUAUCUGUAGAGAAUAUUGUAGGUGAAAAAAACUCAUUUUAAAAAUGGGGAUGAACUUAGAUUUGGAGAGAACUUCAAAAUACAUACUAGACCUUGAUUCAACCAUAUGAUGGGACUUAACAUUGAUACAAAAAAGACUUGACACUGUUUAGAUCAGAAGUAUACUCUGAAGGUCACACUUGAUUAAAAUGAAAAUUAAGGUACACAACAGAAAACCACAGCUAUUAAUGGACACUGGUGCUGUGGUGGAAGAUAAUUGUGGGCUAAGAUAAUCAGUAACUAUAUAUACAUGAUUUUGCCCUGCAGUUGUUUGUAUUGGCAUUUUCACAAAUUUAUUCUUGGUCAGUUCAGCAGCAUGUUUUCUUUUUAUAGGGGAAUGGAGUCAGUUAUGUUCCUUGGAUCUUAUUUGUGACUCAGAAAAAGCUUAUGAGAAGUGGACAAGUGCAGUGAGUACUUUAUUAUUAAAUGUGUGAUCCUUAACCCUCUGAGUUACCAGGAGUGACCAAGAAACAAUUUCACCGUCCAACAUCAAUACACUAUCAAGCAGAAUGGUGGUGAGAAAAAAGAAAUGUAUCACCUACUGUGCAGUGGGGAAUAGUAUUUGAAUCAAUGCCUAGAUCUUGGAACUAACAUUAUAUGAAAUGUAUAACAAACAGAAGGGAGAAUUUGUGAAAGGAGCUUAGUUGGGUUGCUGUCAGUACAUCUACUUUAUGAUCUUGUAGUUUUUGCUUUCAAAUUGUGGCAGAUUUUGAUUGCUGUUUGUUGCUUUUGAAAAAUGAUCUGGUUACCCUCAACCUCCUAUAAGAAACUACCUUUCUGUUAUAAAACUUGCAGCUUCUUGUGAGAGUUUCUAUAUGACAUGUUAUCUGUAUUGUUAUCUUUUUUCGAUAGUUCAAACAGUUUUUUAUUCAGAGAGGGAGAAUGUUCCUGAUAAUAAUUUGUGCUAUUCUCUUUCUACCAUUUAAUAUUUCUUUUUAAAUACCUUAAGUUUAGCUUUGAUGCAAAGUUGUGGCCUUUUAUAAUAUGCUGAAUUUAAACUCCUUUCAGAUGAGAGAGGUUAUUUACAGCAGAGAUCAAAGAGUAAACAGGCACAAAUUUGAUGGUGUAGAUCCAAUUGUGCUGUAUCCUUUUAUAAUAGGCUUCUAUCUUUUAGGCUCAAAUCUACAUUUGUACUGAGUUGGAGGGAAGAAGCCAAAAAUGUUUGGCUUGAGGUUGUAUGUUGUGAUUGAUAGCCAAAUAUUUUUUCCAUGUACCCCACCUUAACUUAGGUAAUAAACAUUUUGUGAUAUUAUCGCUACUUUUUCCCUUUCCUUUUUUUCUUUUUUCUUAUGGGUCAGUUCAUUGGGCUUUGUGGUCCUUUUUUUUAAAUUUUUUUUUUAUUUUAUUGUUUUUCAUUUAAAGUGAUUACCGUAGUUAUUCGGUUAUAAGGCGCACUCGGCUAUAGGACGCACCCCCAAUUUGGCAACUUCAUUAUUGCAUGUUUUCAAACUGAAAAUAUCGCUGUUGGUUAAAUUGUUUGGGGAGAAAGAUCGGUCAUUUUUGCCACCAUUUUAUAAAAGUCAAUUCCAUUUGUCUAACUGUGAUAAAAAAAAUUGUUUCGGGAAAAUAUUCGCCUAUAAGACGCACCCAAACUUUGGCGGUAAUUUUUUGUAGAAAUUAGGAAUUUCUUGAAAAAAACGGUGCGCCCUAUAACCGAAUAACUACAGUAUAUAAAAGACACUGUGAAAUUAGUGAAUUUUGUUUUCCUUCCAUGUCUUGAAAUGAUUCUCCAAAAAUAUCAGCUUCUUAUUUUUAUCAAUGAAUUUUAAAAAUACUUACACACAAAUUUUACAUAGGGUAGGCUCUUUCCAUUCUUUGGUUAACUAGUAUUUGUCUUUCUAUUGUAAGUUUUUUCUUUGAUUCAGUAUAUGAAGCUGGUUGAAAAGGCACUGGUCAGUGAUGUCAUCACGACACAGCAAGGGGAUUUCCGUGGACCAAGCUUUGUCUUUUGCUCAACAAUGCAGUGGAGCUAAGCGGAGACUGAUGAGAAAUUAUGUUAAGGUAGGAAAACAAGUUCUGCAAGACUCCAGUUUCUGAAACAUCUGGAUAUCCUUUGAUUUUUUUGUUUUUGUCUUGUUGGGUUUUUAGGAUGUACUUGAGGCUCAGUGUGGAAUGGCUCAGCAUAAUGAGAAUCUGCUGUGGAACUCCUUUGUAAUGCUGUUCAACUCUCUAAAUAAACAACCAAAGGUUAGUAUUGUUACAAGGCUAGUUACUGUAUGUUCAGAGAUGUUUCUUUAAAGUUUAUUUAAUCAUUGCUAAAACACUAUGAGAGCAGUUAUUGCUAUUAUUCAAGGCCAAGGAGUGAUGAUUAAGCUCAUCUUGUAGGUUUUUGCCGAAUGAUUUCAUUUUUUUUUUGUACACUCUCUCCCAAAAUUCAUCUACAUUUUAGUACAUAAUACCGGUAGCUAAGGGCAGUCAUGAACUAUUGACUCCAGGGAAUGGUGAUUUGAAGUUAAAUUAAGAAUCCCAUGCUACAAAGCUUGUAAUUCUCACACUGACUGUUAAAUAGAACAGUCCAAGACUUACUGUGGUCUUACGAUCCUUGUUUGAUUACUUAUAGGCUCUCAUGACCACUCUUGGUGAAAAAUUAUACAUCUUCAAUAUUAUCUAUCUCUAGGGUAGAAAUAGUACAAAUUGCUUUAAUUUACUAUAUUUUGGAAACUCAUAACAUGUGCAUUAUGGAAGAGAUAUUGAUUGCAAUUAAAGUUAUGGAUAAUUUAAUAUCAUUAUGUCAAUGUCAAUCUGUAAUAACUUUUUUAACCUUUUUUUUUUUACCAGUUGUAUGAGAUGUUUUGUAAGUAUGCAAAGGAAUACCCUGACCUUGGUAUGACACCAGCUGAGUUUGCAGAAUUUCUUAGCAGAGAGCAAGAGGUAAGUAAUGGAGAAUUAUUACACUUGACAUCUGUGUUGACACCUGUGUUAAGUUUUUGGUAAAUACACAAAUUAUAAGUUAUCAAGAAUGUUGAUGAUAUUAUUUGAUAUUUUAUACAUGUUGUUGAUGGUGAAGUUGUUAGUAACAGUGACAGUCGUGAUGUAGGAGAUCCAUUAAAUAUGAUUUUUUUUAUAAACAGGAAACACUAAGUCUAGCUGCUUGUGCGAGGCUGAUGUCAGCUCAUGACAAAUUUCACAUGAUAUUCAAGCAGAGAUGUGCAGGAGACAAUCCAGAUUUCUUCAGAUUGAGUAAAUCUCUUCUGUCAUAUCAUGGAUUUUUAAGGUAAAUAAAGUUCUAUCAAGAAAUCACUGUUCAGGUACUUGUACAAACUAUUUUUUAACUAUUAUUGGAGGACAGUAUAAUCAUUAAGAUCUAUAAUCUUCUACUUUAAAAAAAAAAGUAUCUGUGAACUUGGCCAUACUAGUACACUUUUUGCUGUAUAUGUUUUUUGUAAUGGGAUACUUCUCUGUGCUAAAAUAAACUAGGAUGAUAGUUUUAAUUUCCCAAGGGUUUAACCACUUUUUAAAGUUAUUCAAAAUAUAAACUGUCACUAAUGACACAAAUUGACAAACGACUGAGGAGGUAAGAUUAGGUUUCAAUUAUGUCUGUGUAAUUUGAGCUAAAUCUUUGAGCUAAGGGUGAUAUAUCUUUGAACCUCACAUUUAUAGAUAAAAUUAAAUGGGCUUUACAACUCUGGAAGGAAGAGAAUUUUAAAUACAACUGCAGCCUUAUCAUAUUAACAAAUUAAACUUAGUAGCAAAUAUUAAGAGAGUUGUGUUAUUUUAUUUCAGUUAUCUCAGAAGUGAAGACAACUCUGCUGUCAAUCCAGAAGAGAAAACUGUCCACCAGGUGAGGGGUGAUUUGAUUUAUCCAAUAGGAAUUGAAUCAGGCUGAACUGUCAGAAUGGAUUUAGACAUGCAGGUGUGUUUGAAUUUCAGUUGUGCGUGAAUCACCCUCGAAAAUGUUGUUUGGUUAAACUUAAGCAUGGGGCUCCUUCUGUGCUAAGAAUUACAUUCUUGUUUGUGGGGAAGAUUUAAAUAUAUAUGUAAAAUUGGCUAUUUAUUGACCUUCCUCUCUUUUCAAUAUUGCUGAGGAAGGUUUGCACAAAUAAAAACAAUGUAGCAUCAUAAAUUAAGUUGAUGGGGCCUCACAAAAUCCAAACUUAAAGUUAACAUUUGAACUUGAACUGUUGUUUUGUGAUGAAUGGAAUAAUCUUGGUUGUUACACAGUCAUCGAGAUUUGUUUCCUUUUUUUUUUUAAUUACAGGACAUGGAUCAGCCUUUGUCUGAUUAUUUUAUCAACUCAUCUCACAACACCUAUCUCACUGGACGACAACUGAAAGGCAAAUCCAGUCUUGAGGCUUAUGUAAGAGCUCUAUUACAGGGCUGUCGUUGUCUUGAACUUGACUGUUGGGAUGGCCCAGGUAGGUGAAAUGUCAUUUACUUGUUGACAUAAUGAGAGGGCUAAAUAAGAAAUAUCUGAAGGUAUCAGUAUAUAUUUGUUUAGAUGCUAAACACAACAAGACAACCAUGUGAUAUCUGUUUCAAAAGGCAGAUAGGUAUUUCCUAUCUGAUUUCUGUGAGAUGUUAGUCAUCCCAAUUCAAAUCAAAUUUCAAACUCAGCUAUGAGAUAAUUAAUAUUUAAACUGUCAGUGGUUGCAACUUAUGGUUUCAAAUACUUGAUGUUCCACAAUUUAGCUGCACCAUAACCUAUUAGCAGUACUUGUGAAUGGGCAAGGGAUGAUGAUUUGCUUGCAUGCCCCUACAUCAUACAAGGUUACAAGACAGUAUUGUUUUGGAAUAAAAAUUCAAAAUUGAGGAUUAUACAAUAUUAUGAAAUGGACAUGUUAUUAGCCUAAGGUUACAUGUCACUGUUUUCUUCACUAUCUAAUACAUACUUAAUUUUUUAAAAUCAAUAUUACUCUGCUGUAAAAUGAGAAAAGAAACUGUCUUUGGAUUUCAGACGAGCCUGUGAUAACACAUGGACUUACACUCACAUCUAAAGUCAGGUUCAGAGAUGUGGUGCAAGUUAUUAAGGUAGGAAUGAUGCCUUUUUUUUAUAUUUCAGUAGAGGGAUUUGAUAAAUGCAUGAUAUAACUUAACCACUUAAUUCUAAUACACACUGGUUACUGUUGGAGAAAUAAGUUUAGGAUCCUUUGCUGAGGAAGGGACAAAGAUUGCAUUCAAGAGAGUGUGGUUUAAAGAAAAAUUUAACUAUGUUUUGAAAGUCUGUUGUCAGAAAAAGGCCUGAUAAAGCUCUGCAUCAUUCUGGUUUGAAGAUGUCUUGCUUCUGUUUGAUGCAUUGAUGGAAUACUGUUAGUGGGUGAACUGGAUCAACUUGCAGUGUUUUCCGCAGGGGCAUAUUUACAAUUGUGCAAUUCUUGUUGAGAAUAUGUUCAUUGAAUAUUUGUGUCAUAUAUAUACUUGGUGUGUAAUUAUAACACUGUAAAGUGAUUGUGUUUGAAAAUCAUACUUUUUGAAACUUUACUAAAAACAUACAACACAAAACAAAUCAUUUUUAAUUUUUAACUGAGCUUGUUUAAUAGUGGUGUAAAAUGCGUCUUUGCACAAUGCCAGCAGAGUAAGCAACAAGAAGUACAUGCUCUGAUUAUCAGCAAAAUGGAACUAAUGCAUAUUAUUUUAUAAAUGUUAGGGAAAACAUGCAUACUGCAAACCUUACUUUCACUCCUAAACCCGUAAGAGUGACUAGCAUCUAAUUUCUCCUUACAAUAUCAUCCCUGAAUUUAACAUCCAGGUCAUGAGAGGAAAAGAAAUGAUCUCCAAAAUAACAAAUUCUUGCUUGAAAAAUGAACUCUCCCUAAAAGUAACUGUUACAUUGAAAAUGUUUUAAGAAUAAUAAAGAGAAUAUGCAUCAUGAUGUUAUGGUGUGAAGUUUAACUUCAUUUUAUUGUGUCUUUUUACAGGAGUAUGCCUUUGAGACAACAGAUUUUCCUUUGAUUUUGUCCUUAGAGAAUCACUGCUGUGAGCAACAACAAGUAGGUUCAAGGAAUGACAUUUCAAUGCUAUGAUCAAUGCUCCUCUAGAAUUUAAAAAUACAUUUGGUCUCAUUUUUUUAUCAAUCUGUAGGUGAUCAUGGCUGACAUUUUUGUCUCUGAGCUUGGUGAUAUGCUGGCAACAAAUAACCUCUGCGAUGAGAUGAGUAUCAAUACUCUUCCUUCACCAAAUCAGCUCAAGAGAAAAAUUUUGCUGAAAGGCAAGAUUAAAGUCAAGAAAAAGGUGAAAUCAUGAUUCAAAUAAGUACUUUAUUUGAUGUAGUCAAGGUUUUCUUUGUUCCUGUGUGAGUUUUGAAUGGGCUAUGAUAUUAAAUAUUCCUUUCAUUUUUGUUUUUCAUCCUUCAGCACAAGAUAUCAACUGCCAUUACUCCUAUAAUCUCUGUAAGUAUUUGGACUCCAAGGUUAUGUAAAGGUAGUGCAGUUACAGGUAGUGCGAAAAGGUGUUAACUGUAGUCUUCACACAGCACAUGUUUAAUACUGGCUGAAUGUCAAAUUCUCUGAGAUGACACUGGAAUGACUGCAGUGGGUUUGACUUACUUUAUGCAAGUAAGACCUUCAUAAGAUUCCUGAUACUGAUUUACAUAGUAUUACAUAGUAUUACUUAGUCAUGGCUACUUAGUGACUACAGCAUUACGUUCCACACAGACUCUCCUAUGUUCAAGAUUGACUGUGUAUAUUGUUUAGUCUGUACUUUAUGUAAAUUCAUAUAGGACUAGGUUUACACAUUAUUCAUAUAUAUUUUGUACACUUUUUCAUGUCAGUUGCACAGAAAGUGAAUAUCACUAGUAAUCAAUCAUGGCCAUUUCUCUGGAAAAAGUACUAUUUGUAUUCUGUUCUUUGAGUUAGAUGUUAAUGGUUGACUUAAUCUCAAAUAGGGUCUUACUCCAAGGGUAAAGAAGACCAGCAAAGUGCUAGUUUCAAGUCAGGUACCAAACAUCACUAGAUUUAUUUUUAUUUGAUAAUUACAGUGUAUCUGUAUAAUAGGUUGCCCCUGGCAAACCUUGUUACCUCUUUAUUUACUCAGAAUAGGGUUUUGUUAUGCUGGCUUGUCAGGUCUUUCAUGCACUAACCAGAGUUAUGAUAAAAUGCAAAUUUGAUUUUUGAAGCAAAGUUAACUUUUUAUUUUAGUACCCCUUCUAGUACAGGACACUUUUGAACCUAGGCCAAUAUUUCACUGCUAAAGAAUGUUUUCAGUUCAUUGCUCUGAAUUCUGUCAACAGUCUGAAGCAAUGUUGGCAAGAACACCUUCAUCACAGUCACUCGGUACUAGAUUGAGAUCUUCAACAACAACCACAUUGACAGAUGACAAGGUAAUGGGGUUUACUAAUUUUUGGUUUCAAAAUGAACAUAGCAAGGGAAAAAUUCAAUCAAAGUCAGGAGUGGAACCAAUUAAGUUUAAAAAUCAUCUUGAUUUAGAUAUUCUUGGCAAUACAUAGCUGGCUUGAUAGCUCAGCUGGAUGGCCAUGGGUUUAAAUCCGAUAAAAGCCUGACAAAUUUUUAACUGGCUUUCCUUUCACAACUAUUUGCAUUCUGCAUACGACAUGUCCACUGGGUUGACUUGUCAACAUUCCAGCUGAGGACGUGCUGUGGUCUUAUUUUAAAAAAAGCUUUCUUCUCCCAGCUUUGAGUAAAUAGGACCAUCAGUUGGUCAAGUGGAAUAACAACAGAAUCUGGCACCGAAAAAUUACAUAAUUGAGCCAGAGGGCAUCUAAUGGCAUGUAAAAGAAUUAAAGAACUUAUGUUAAAUCAAAGUUAAAUUGGUUCCAUGACCAGCAUUUUACAUUUACCAUGUUCCAUAUUUCAUUUCAGAGCUCAACAAGUGAAGAGCAGUAUCAUAUAGUAAGUCCUCUAAAAAUUCUUAUUCCAUUAUGAUAAUCAGGGAGAGGAACAUACAGAGAUCAUAAUGAUAUUUCAAUGUAUUGCAAGCAAACUUGACAGUUUCUAGAAAAAAUGUUGUGCUUUAUGUUGCCGUGGGAAGGGGGGGAUGGGCAUUCAAUUUACUUGUGUUUGUGAGACCAUACUGAUCUCUUAUUUCACCAUCACUGUGGUUUUCUAGGUCCCAUUAGAAGAUGCCAUGGGAAAACUGAUUGUGUAUAUGCGUGCAGUUCCUUACAAGAGGAGUGAAGUCUCUGGUGACUGCUGUGAGAUGUACUCAUUUAAUGAUGGAACAGCACAAGAUGCCAUUACAGGGCAUCCAAGAGGUGUGAUCUUAAUUUUAAUUCUCCCAUCUUGUUGCCAUACAUCUCCCUGUAAAUUAGUCAAGAGAAUUUGGUGUUACAUCUGGAAAACAUCACCCAGCUGAUAUCUUUAAGUUUGUUUUUUUUUCUUGUUGUCAGUUUGUUACCGGUAAUUAAUGGAUCAAUGUGGUCAUGAGAAGUUACAUGUUGAUCCUUUUUGGAAUUUUUUCAUAUUCUUUAAAAUACAUAAGACAUGUCUCUUCUGUAAUUUUCCUGUCUCACUUAGCCCUCUAACUAGUCUCAAAAUUAACAGGAGACAUAGCUUUUUUUUCCUAGAAAUUCUGAAUGGAGAAAUUGGAUUUUUUAUGACGAUGGUGGUUUGAAAGCUGAAAUUCUUUGAGGAAAGAUGGAGGGUCACAUAAAAAAAUAGAGACUGAAAUAAAUUCUGAGUUCUUUUCAUAGAAGUGGAACCCUAGAACUUAUUGCAUCCCAUAAAUUCAAGAUCUCUUACAAAAUAAUAUGACAUAUAUAUAUAUUGCAUACACAUUUUGUAUACACAUUUGCACACUCUCACAUGACUGUUCCAUGUAAUUUCAGACAGAUGCUGAGUACUGCAAUGUGUAGUUUCAUGAAGAUCUAAUGCUUAUUUUGUGUUCUUUAGAUAUUUUGUAUUUGGCUAACAAGCACAUUGUCAGGACAUAUCCCAAAGGUUCAAGAGUGGAUUCAUCAAACUAUAAUCCCCAGACCAUGUGGAAUGCUGGUAUUCAAAUGGUGGCAAUUAAUUUUCAAAAACCAGGUUUGUUAUAAAGAACAAAUUGCCAAAGAAACUCUACAGUCUUAUUAUAUUUAACCACAGAUAUCUCAAACUUAAAAUUAUCAUAACCUCAAAUCACACAUCUCUGCCAGCCUUAUACCUUUUUUUGUCUCUCAGAAGCCCUGAUCAGUUUUUGAUCAUUUUAAUUGUUGUCAUAAAGUUUGAGAUACUAUACAAGAUCAUUUAGUAAAUAUGCUGUGAAAAAUCUUUUCAUUUUCAAGAACACCUCCUAUAAAAUAGUUAUUCUGAUCAUUAUCCUAUAAUCUAUCUCAGCCAGUAAAUUUUCAUUAACAGUUAAUUCACAAAAGACAAAAAAGAAGGAGUUUUUAAAGGGAUUUAAUUCGGUUUCAAUCUUUGAUCUGAUGAUCUUCAUUCUUUGUCUUGAUUAUUUCAUGUUCCUUCAGGUGUCAGAGAGGAAAUUAGGGUUUUUUUUUUAAAGUAUUGAUUCCCUAUUGAUCAUUGGUGUUAUUUUGCAGAUUUUAGCAUGCAUCUAAACCAAGGAAAGUUCAGGAAGAAUGGAGGAUGUGGUUAUAUUUUAAAACCUGAUUCUUUGAGAAACAGAGGUAAGGAAUUUGUACUGGUGAACACUGUUGUCUUUAUUAUCUCAUGGUGGCAACAAUAACUGUGGAAAACUUGUUCCUGUUUUAUCUAGAAUUAACCUUUAACACCCACAUGCCCCUGCCCUUGUGAAACUGAUUUCAAUUGACUGUUAAUUUUUUGCAGAGAAGUCAAAUUAUCACCCAAUGAUUAAGGAAAGUCCCAAGAAUGGAAAAUCAUGUUACUUCACCAUUGAGGUUUGCCAUUCUGUUGAUUGAAUUAAUUUAAAGGGAAGGGGAAUAAAAUUAUUCAAAAAAAGUUUGCAGGCCAUGGGGCCAUCCCUUGCUGUGUUGGUUUGUCUUAUUCCCCCUCUCACUUUCCAGCCUUUCUGGGUUUUUCUCCCCUUAAAUUUCUGUGUUGGGUGCCUGGUCCUAUUCCGUGGGACCUCUUGGUUAUAGGGUUUGCCUGUCUUGGGUGUGGCACUCAGUCAAGGUGCUGAUUGGACUUACACAAUGGUCAAAUGUCUGCGCAUGUGGAAACGUUGUGUUGGCCAAGGGUCUUGCUCUCAGGUUGGCAGAAUUAAGUUCUCUCACAGGAGUUACAAAGAAAAAACCUUAGGGUCUACAUGAUGGUGUUUUAAAAGCAUAAAACAUUUUUUAUAACGCUUAAACCAAAAUGGCAAAUCAAUUGGAUACUCGUACUUGAAUAAGCUUUACUUAAUAUUCACUUUUGUUGGUUAGGCAUUUGAUAUUGUGCUUUCCUUAACUGUAAACAUUAUAUCCAUAAGAAAUUUUGAAAUUAAACGGCUUUUUUUUUUAGGUGUUAUCAGGGCAAUAUUUGCACUUGGAUCAGGACUCUUAUCUUCCAAUUCGUGUUGAUAUUGAGAUAGUUGGUGUCCCACAAGAUUGUGCAUCGCUCAGCACAGAGGUUAGCUUUGAAAUUUACCACACAAAAAAUUGUAAAAGAAGUGAUUAGCGGAUUGCAUGUCAACAGUCCAAAUAGCGACACUAUAAGGCCAAUUUAAUGUAGUUUUUGGUUGUCCAUAUAUAGUGGUGGCACUGUUCUCAUGUGUUGUACAAUGUUUGGUGUUCCUGCUGUCAUUAAUGGGCGUAGUCCUCUUUUCUUAACUGGUGACGACGCUUUUCUUUAUUUCUUCAUUAGCCAACUAUGGACAAGCUGAAUCCCCAGUUUGAAAAUGCCAAGCGUCUCUUUAAAAUAAUCAUGCCGGAAUUGGUAAGUGUUGAGAAAUGAAUUGAUCAUUGAUACCAACUAAAACUGUGAAAAAAAAUCACUGCUGUGUCUUUAACAAACUUAAAUUUUGUCUGUGCCUUUCAGUGUCUGGUUUACUUCAAAGUCCAUCUGCUGAACAGAAACAAAAGCAGAAUUAUUUUUCAAAAUGUACUUUCUUUGGACAGUCUUAGACCAGGCAAGUUGAAGUUCUGAGGGAAUGAUCACAAUGAGGUUUCAUUCCAACCAUUACUGUAUCACUUUUAAGGACAAGUCAAACUAAUUUACCAUCUUAUGCAGUUUAUAGAGUUCUUUCACACAAUCUUGAACUCCAUGCUAUGGCGUUCGAUAGGCUAUCUGAAAAUCUCCUGUUGAACCAAAUUACCAAUUCCAACUAGUCUUGUACUUGUAAUCGUCACAAACUAUUCAAAGGGUCAUGAAGUUCUGAUCCUACAACUGACCUGUAGAGAGACGUCUUUUAACUUGCAUCAAAUGUCCUUUUAAGGAAGAAGACGCUCUGUGUGCUGGUUAUAUAGUACAGUUGUAGGUAGCUCAAAGGUCUAGUUCGUUAAAACUUCUCUCCAUUUUUGUAGAAAAACUGCCGCAUCCUACUCACCUCCCCCAAAAAUCAUAGCAAUUUACGGACAAACCAAAUAGCUUGUGAUUAAUUUAUUUGCUACAUAUUUUUCUUUAGGACUUCACUACAUCCGACUGCGAAGUCCAACAGGUGUUGAGAUUCCCCACAGUGGUCUGUUUGUCCGUAUAAAGCUUCAAGAAUUUGAGCCGUCCUCUUGUAUUGUAAAGGGAACCUCACGAGAGAGACUCCUUACAUUUUAGAUUUAACUCAGAUUUGUUAAUUCUUUCACUCCCCAGAUCUCUUAGAUGAUUCUCCUUACUGUCUGCCAAACAAUUCUUAUGAUGUUAGUGCGGAGAAUUUGGUAUUGUAUCAAUUAUUGAUCUCCUUACUGAUGUUAUUCUCUAUUCUCGUUAUUUGUUUGCUUGACAUUGUAUUGAUAUUGUAAGGAGAAAUUCUAUCUUGGUCACCGAUGGGAGUUAAAGGAUUAACGUAUAGUGCUAUGUCAAAUUUUGUUAAUUAGUUUCGUUUGUAAUGUAAUCUAUAUUAGAUACCGUUCUGAUCUGGACUGAUAAUUCAAGAAGAAAGAUAUUUAUUUAUUUUUAAUUUUUCAAUUUCUCAUGGGGAAUCGUUUGGAAAAUGAACUAAAUGAAAGGAUAAUGUCAGAUCAAACUUAGGUUCUUUUUUUGAGUUUGUGUAUCGGAGGAAGUUUUGUUUUUGCUUUUUUCUUUUAUUAUGUUGUGUUUGUUGGCAUGUUUGUUUUGUUAGAGUUUUUUGUACUCUGUAAAGCACUCGACCACUCAGUAUUCCUUAUUCGUGCCACUUGAUAGUUCUUGUCGUAGAGCGCGCGAUGUUCUCAGAAGAUUGACCUCAUUUAUUAUCGAAAGUUAAGAUUAAAUGUUUAACUAAACGAGAUCUCUUUGCUAAAGAGAAUUUUUUCUUUGGUACUCGUCAGCCGACAGUGAGCAAUGUAACAACUACACGAGAAGGUCUUUUAAGACUGUAAAAUCUUAGAACAUAGUGAUUUUGAAGUGAGUGUCGUAAACCACUACCAAAGUUAUCACAACAACCAAUCAGAACAAAGAAAUAAGCAAAAGGAGCCAAUCAAAAUUCAAAGUUUAACUAGCAAACUGCUAGAAGCGCGGGAAAACGCGGGUAACCAAAACCUGGGCAAUCAAAGAUGCGAAUCUCAGGUUCGCCGUAUAAUUGAAAAUUACUUUUAAUUACUUGUAGUCAAGUAACAGCAAAAAUUUAGAUUUAGCCUAAUUCUAGCCUGUUCACAAAAUGGGAGAAACCAUCCUCAAUGUACUGAAAUUAAAAUUGGAACUGUAUCAUGGUAGAGAAAUAGUAUGAACACUAUUGAUGAUUGUUGAACAUGACACAAUAGCUAGAUCAUGCUUUUACAGGGAGGGAAAUAAGAUAUUUAAUUGUCUAAAUUAACUUGAUCGAGAACACAGUAAUUACCUGUACAUAUUAUUUUAUUUGGUUUUCACGUAUUUAUUGGCGUUUUCAUUCAUCUACGAUUUUAAUGUACUAUUGAAUCAUACUUCUCAACGUCUUGAGAAAAUAAUAUUUUGGAACGCGAAUCUUAUUUUAUAUGAUAGGAUAUGAAGAUUGUACAAAUGACUCUGUUUUAAACCAUCAGGAUUACACUUAUAUUUUGUAAUAUAUUAUGUUGAAGAAAUAAAACG
Pocillopora meandrina is the source of this 17317-nucleotide messenger RNA. The record is from the annotation of a GenBank genome assembly. NCBI's taxonomy places the organism in Eukaryota, Metazoa, Cnidaria, Anthozoa, Scleractinia, Pocilloporidae.